AUGAAGUGGUCUACAAACUCAUCUACAUCUCUCAUCACUCGACUCUUCUCCAAAUUCAAUCCAAAUUCAUCCAAAAAAAGCCACACUCAUCACAAUUCCAAUAAUGUACUUGACAUUCCCUCUCCAAAUUCAUCCUUUUACCGAGACGAUGGCCGAUUCUACAGCCUCGACGAACACGACCCGUAUUGGAGAAUCUCCUUCACCGACGACAGAAUCCAGCCACGCCGCAGCACCGGCGGAAUCAAUCAAGAUUCCGACGUGUAUUCCCCCUUCCCGAGGCUCGGAUUGGCCGAGCCUCCGAACAGGAAUUUCAGUGAAAUGGUUUCGGAUAUAAAGAGGAUGAGAGAAAACAGGGGAAGGAAACAGAGAGGAAAACAGAGGAGUGGAGAAGAUAAUAAUGGUGUAGGAGAGAGAAACGAAUAUCUUCCUCCAAUUAAAGUGAAAAGGGAGGGCCGUGUCCGUGUGCGAAGGACAAGGACCUCGAAAGCGUACUCCCCGAGAAACGAAUGCAAGAUUCGGGCUCUCGAGGAGAUACGGAAAGCGAGGAGCAAGGCAAAGAAGAGGGCUCCCAAUGAGUGGGUGUUGGAGGGGAACACGGUUUUCGAUAGCGUUGUGGUUGUGAAGAGCUCGCUUGAUCCGCGUCGGGAUUUCAAGGAAUCCAUGAUGGCAGUGAUUCGAGAGAAGGGGAUAGGGCAUCCUGACGAUCUCGAGGAUUUGUUGGCUUGUUAUUUGACGUUGAAUUGCAAUAAGUAUCGUGAUCUUAUCAUUAGCGUGUUUACACAAGUUUGGAUUGAGCUUAAAGGAGAUUCGUUUGUCAAGAAUGUACCAUAUUUUUAUUGUUAG
This is a messenger RNA of Salvia splendens (bonfire salvia), 843 nucleotides long. RefSeq names its product transcription repressor OFP2. Lineage: Eukaryota; Viridiplantae; Streptophyta; Magnoliopsida; Lamiales; Lamiaceae. The record is from RefSeq and is a predicted model, not a curated record. The coding region runs from base 1 to 843 and encodes 280 amino acids. Gene Ontology annotation, biological process: negative regulation of DNA-templated transcription. The transcript has a single exon.